This is a messenger RNA of Drepanopeziza brunnea f. sp. 'multigermtubi' MB_m1, 2400 nucleotides long. RefSeq lists its product as uncharacterized. The record is from RefSeq and is a predicted model, not a curated record. Lineage: Eukaryota; Fungi; Ascomycota; Leotiomycetes; Helotiales; Drepanopezizaceae.
AUGGAUUUCGAAAUCAGACUCGAUGAUGAUGUGCUCGCCGCCAUUCGCGAGGAGGAUAUCCGCAACAUGGAGUCAGGACAAAACAUCGAAGGCGGCAAUGAAGGCCAUAUCUCAUCCUCCAACUUGAACAACUUCAUGAACCCCUCCGCUCUGGCCCCAGUUGCGACUCUCCCCUACGCUCCAGCUCAGCACCAAUACGAAAAUCACGCCCACAGCACCUACACGAAUGUCUACAACAUGGCGCCACCUCCUCAACCCCACGACAACAAUACACAGGGGUUGAGUUCCUACUCGAUUGGCGGAGAUGAGAACGUAAAUCCUUACCACCCAUCCAACGAUCCCUCCCAAGGCUUAAGUCAGCACCCCUACGACAACCCCUCAACGACAACGUACAACAACACCCACACUCAACCUCAACCUCACCCUUACCCCCCUUCCAUCCCCAUUCAAACAUCUCCCAACACCGCUCUCCCGCACCCAUCAACUCUCUCCAUCUUCCCCCAAUCAACCUUAUCCCUCUCUUUCCCGCCCGGCAUGGCCCCUCCACCCGUCAGCAUCCGCCACAAGCCCCACCACAAGGAGCUCGCCAAGCUGGAUACUGAGUACGCGAAAUACGAAGAGGUGAUUCAAGAUGAGGACCGCAUGGUCGGCAAGGGUCGGCGGGAUGCGCGAGAGGGCGAGGAAGAGCUGCGAGUGUGGGCCGCAAGAGAGAAACUGGAUGAGCAUCUCAAGGCCCGCAUGGGGUUCGUGGCACUGGCGAAUGACCGCCUCCAAGCGGCGGUGGGCGAAAGAAAUAGCUGGGCUUUUGAACUUCCAGAAGUCCUGCUCCACAGAACACCCGCCACCUUCGGCAGCCGACUUAACGUUCCCAACCGCCGCAACCCCCCCAUCUUAGGCAAUGCCAAUCUCACACCAUCCAGCGCCGCUAAGCACCUCUCCAACGGCCGCCGCAAAGACAGUGGUGUUGCUCUCGGUCGCAUCUCACAGACUCCUCUUUCCCCAUUGGUUAUCAGUGGCCAAGUUGACGAGGUUACUGGAAAGGGCUUGCGAGAGUGGCUGCUCAGCCGAGGAAAAGAGUCGGGCACGCAGAAGAAGAGAGAGUGUCGCAACAUCGCUUUCCAUGAUUUCACACCUGAUGCGCACACGGGUAAUCAUAGCAAUGUUCUGCUGGCGUGUUACAGCGGUGGUGGCCUACACGAGAGAGUUGAUGCUUAUGAGAUCGAUCUCCCAACCACAGUCACAGACCCUGCAACGGGCCAAACAGGAGCAGCAGUUCAAAGCUGGCUCUGGUUCCUCAUCUCCCGCCCGGUCUUGACUCUCUCCCCAUCAUCCUACAAUAGUGGCCUCCAGCUCCCACCCAACUUCAAAAAAUUCCCCAUCCCAACAUCCUGGGUGGUCUUCGCCUGCCCAGCCUCACACGUAACCGCCUACCCGGCCGCCAGAGACGACUCCGUCCCCUACCCACCCCCUAGGAACCCGUUCAGCAUUCCCCUUUCCGCGCCCCUUGGCAUCUUCCGCGCCCGCGGCACCGAGCGAGAGAGCAAGACGGUCUACAAGCGCCAGGACUACGACUUCUCGCAGCAGGGCGUCCCGAUCUUCGAGUUCAGCUCGGCCGAGCUCUUCCCCGUCCCGAGCCGCAAGCGCAUCGAGUUCCUGUCCGUCGACGGCCUCCGCGGCUGGGACCCGAGGGACUUGUGCACGGCGUACAACGAGCAGGAGUGGAAGCGCAAGGUCGCAGAGUGGGAGCAGUCUGUCCUCAACCUGAGCAAGCAGGAGCUGAAGAUGGAUGAGCAGGUGGGCCGUCUGCGGGAGAAGGAGAUACCCAGCACGUGUCGGGGCGUUUGGUGGGAGCAGUUCUACGACGGCUUGUACCAGGAUGAGACGAAGUGGCGCCGUAUCCGCGAGGCCAUGGCGAGGGGCAAGUGUCGCGUUGUGGUCCGGUGGGCGGAGCUGGCGGAGGUGAAGCCUGCUGAGGAAGGUCUCGGUCUCGGCGCCGGAUUCGGCGACGAGGUUGACGAUGCGUUGGCUGGGAUCGGACUCGGUGUGAGGCUCAAUGGCGGCUCGCUGGGAUGCAGCAGCAGCGGCGGCAGCGGUAGGAAGAUCAAGGAGAGACUUGGGCGUCGGAAGAUGGGCGCAAAGAGCAGCCGAGGCGAGCUGAGACGUCGUAGCGGUUUGGGUCUGGGCACGACUUCUCAGGAGAGCCUUCGCUCGGCCGGCGCAGAUGGUAUGGCUGGUCUCAGCACGAAUGGGCACUUGAUCGGCGUUGGUCGGGACAUCGAGAGAGGUUCGGCCUUUGGUGGAGGAGGGGACAGCACACCACCAGUCUCGGCCCCCUACCCAUACUACUCGUCGAUGGAUGUGGAGCCAGACGUGGCGGAGGACGUGAAGCCGAACCUGUAG